Messenger RNA from Drosophila persimilis, 607 nucleotides. RefSeq lists its product as uncharacterized. The record is from RefSeq and is a predicted model, not a curated record. The transcript has a single exon. The coding region runs from base 310 to 474 and encodes 54 amino acids. Lineage: Eukaryota; Metazoa; Arthropoda; Insecta; Diptera; Drosophilidae.
GGCAUUUAAAUACCCAUGAAAACGAUUAAAUUUGAAGAAUUGGAGCGCAAGCCAGGUGAAAGAAGUUGGAGUAAACAGGAGUGGUCUACAAUGAGAAUCCAGAAUUGACAACAGUAACACUGUUUUCUAUCAACUACUUAUAUAAAAAUCGUCUAGGAGCGGCUCCGAAUGGGUUAAUAGGCCAGAGCGUUGCCACAUAAUUCAGCUCUCUGCUCUCGCUUUCCAGCACUGUCAGCUGUUCGCAAACAAAAAAGUGUGAAGCGGAUCAAUAGUUUUAAACAUUUAGAUUUACUGAAUAUUAGUUACUUUAUGGACUGCUGUGGCGGCGAAGUACGCAACGAAAGCAUCUACAACAUGCUCCAGGCCAUCGUCGACUCCAAAGUGAUCAACGUGCAGUUGUUUACGAUUGCCGUGGGCAUUUUUUUUGUUGUGCUGCUGCUGAAGAACAAUUUCCGCAGCUUUUCGGGCACAUAAACACUCCAAACUGGAAGUAGAUGGAUAUUCUACCUAGAUGUUCUGCUGGCUGCCGCGAUGUAGUGUUUAAUUUAUAUAAUAAUGUAAUGUACGCAUUGUAGCUAAGUAUUUAAUAAUAAUUGUCUCAAGCGGA